Cercopithifilaria johnstoni is the source of this 1407-nucleotide messenger RNA. Lineage: Eukaryota; Metazoa; Nematoda; Chromadorea; Rhabditida; Onchocercidae. The record is from the annotation of a GenBank genome assembly.
AUGAUAAUACCUUAUCUUGCCCGUAUUGUAUUACUUUUACCUGAAUUAUCACCUACCCAGACGGAUCAUCUGGCAGAUAUCAUUGAAGAGCAGAAAUCGAAUGGCAAAGAAAGCGAACGAAAUCAUAUUCUUGAUAAUCGUAAACCAUGCAUUCAAGUUAGUGCCGAGUUACGGAAAAAAUUGAUACAGGAUCUAUUCGAUGAGCGAACGUACGAUAAGAAUAUAUUACCAUCGGAUAAUUCAGUUGAAGUAAUAGUGGAAUUGACAGUACAAAGCAUAACAGAAAUCAGCGAAAUAUCGAGCAGUUUCAAAGCCGAUAUAUGGUUCAGCCAAAUAUGGCACGACCAACGACUCGAUUUUAGGCAUUUGAAUUACUGUUUGCGGAAUUUAUCAUUGGCCGCUCAUAAGUUACCCAAUCUGUGGACUCCAAAUGUUUGCCUUGUCAACACUAAAAAAGUAACAAUACAUACAUCACCAUCACAAAAUAUUCUUCUGUUAGUAUUUCCUAAUGGAACAGUAUGGCUCAAUUACAGGAUCAGUUUGCAAGGACCAUGCCAACUUGAUUUAACUAAUUUCCCCAUGGAUAUACAACAAUGUAAACUCAUCUUCGAGAGUUAUUCAUAUAAUAAAGCAGAAGUGAGAAUAGUUUGGCGUGAUUGGGAACCCAUAUCGAUUGAUAAUCCAAGUACUGAAAAUCUGCCCGACUUUACACUCAUACAUUCUGAAAACAAAAAUACAACACUUCUUUAUACAGCCGGUCAAUGGGACCAACUGGAAGCUAUUUUCACUUUUCGUCGUCUCUAUGGAUACUAUGUUUUACAGGCUUACAUGCCUACAUAUUUAUCAGUAUUCAUAUCAUGGAUAGCAUUUUGGAUUGAUACAAAAGCUUUGCCAGCACGCAUAACGCUCGGUGUUAGCUCAUUGAUGGCAUUAACUUUUCAGUUUGGUAACAUUAUCAAAAAUUUACCACGUGUAUCAUACGUGAAGGCACUGGAUGUAUGGAUGUUUGGCUGUGUUGGCUUUAUCUUCUUGUCCCUUGUCGAGCUGGCAAUUGUUGGAUAUGUGGAUAAGUUAGACUUGAGAAAAAGACGUGUACGAGUUCGAGAAUUCAACUUUCGAAAUCACACCGAACCAUGGAACAUGAAACCGACAAAAAAUGAUUCAAAUAAUCGAAAUAUUCAUGAUAAUAAUAGCAGUUUGGGAACACACUGGUCACCCGAUUAUCCAACCAGACAGAUGCAACGGGAGAGCUUCUUUCGCCGUAUUCCAAGCGCUGAAGAGCCGAGAAAAACAGACGGAGAAAAAAUUGACGAGAUUUCCGGCAAAACUUUUCCGAUGCUAUUUAUUGCUUUCAAUAUGUUUUAUUGGUUUUACUAUAUUGGCAUAUAUAGAAGAUCCAUAAAAUAA